AUGCAGAUGCUGUCCCAACGAAUUGCGCGGGUCUCGACGAUCCGCAGCGCUGCUCAGGCAGUCCGCCGAACCCCCGUUGUCCAACAGCGAACCUUCUUCCCUCCCUCGAUCAACGACAGCAAGGUCCUUGAGGAGAAGUACCCCGAGUACCCCCGACUCUCCGAGGCCGAGGAUCCCAACAUGAACGGCGGCUACAUCAACCCGCCUUUCAUCAAGCGCCAGCACCGCGACCCCCACGCCAACUGGUGGGACAAGCAGGAGCGCCGCAACUUCGGCGAGCCCGUCCACGAGGACCACGAUCUGCUCGGCAUGUUCUCCCCCCACGAGUACACCUGGACGACGACGGGCCCCGGUCUGCUCCAGAUCGGUGCCUUCAUUGCCGUUUUCCUCGGUGUCUGCGGCGCCGUCUCCAUGGCCUACCCCGACAAGCCUUCCUACCCGAGAGAAUUCCCUGGCGGACUGGAGAGAGAGCUGGGUGGUGCCAAUGCCGUGCGGACAGAUCUACACUUUGGAAUCUUCGAUCCACCAACUGUCACUGCAUUCGUUCCCAGUCUGUGCUACGGCUCUCCCUUCACUGUCUAUGUCCACAAUUUGGCACCGCCUCAAGCUCAGGACGUAUAUCAUGGCCACCCUGGCCUGCCAAACAUGGUUGAGGCCCGAGUUGUGAUCGACGGGACCUUGACGGCCAUGACAACAUUCGACCAUCACACAAGAUGGCCUGCGGCAAUCACGGACAGUUUGGUGUCUCACCCCAAGACUGGCGUAGCCGAGCCUCUCCGGUUCCCAGGUUUCCGUAACGAGCUGGUCUUCCAGAACAUGUGGAAACCGCACGACAACGCUGGACGUAUCAAGGUCAUCAUCAGCGAAGUCACUCCCGAGAACUCGUUCAUGUCGUCCGGCAGCCGCAUUAGACCACUCGCGGUCUUCUCCUUCCAGCAUGCUCCGCAAGAGCGUAUAGACAGCCCCGACUUCGGUUUGAGGGAAACGACAGACACAGGCCCAGCUCACUGCGGGGGCUCUGCCCAAGCCCAAUCCCAUGGCGGUCAACAAAGCACUCCCAUCUACCUCCAAGGGCAUGGCUCUUCCGCGUCAGUCAACUUCCAAAAUACGUCAGGCUGGAAUGACCCUCGAGUCAAUGGGCCCCUCGAAGCUAUUUCGCAGGUUGUGAGCGAUUUCUACGGAAGGCAACGGGCCGCGAGUAAGGGAUCCUCGAAUGCCAGCUUUCCUGAUUAUGCCUCUUCCCACUACAGCACCCACGCUCGUGUGGCUUCAAACACUGCAAGGGCCCCGUCUGGUCUCUCACAGCACGGGCAAAACAUGGUUCCGCAGGCCAAACCAUUUGACAACAUGCACCCGCAGGUUGUGCUUGACGAUUGUGUCUGCUGCGGACAUUCGCAGGUAUCGCACUCGGCGAGCCCGUCGUCGCAUGAGCGCGGCAUUCCACCUCCGGCAUCCGAGGUUCGAUCGAGAAAGGAGGUUCUCGCUCAGCAAUCUGCCGGCAACCCAAAGGGUCCAGCGUUUGCAUACGCCCCUUCCAAACCCGACAAACUUACACAAGGACGCCACAUAUCGGAGCCGACUUUGCUGCCUCUGGCUACUUACAAUGCGUCGACUCGCGUUCCUUCGUUUGAUUUUUCAUUCCGGAAAGACUUCCCUAUUUCCAAGACCAGCCGAAGAACGAUCUCGGGAAAGGUAUUUGGCGCAGACAUCACCAAUGUUGAGACUCGGGACUUCGCAUUGGCAAAUGAUGGUCUCAAAGAAACUAGCUUCAUUCCCGCCGGUUUUCAGGCCGUGAGCGACGCUGGCCUUGUCUCUGAUUGUAUUAUUUGA
Molecule: messenger RNA, 1830 nt
Organism: Colletotrichum karsti
Lineage: Eukaryota; Fungi; Ascomycota; Sordariomycetes; Glomerellales; Glomerellaceae
Exons: 8
Coding region: 1-1830 (609 amino acids)
Cellular component (GO): mitochondrion
Source: RefSeq, a predicted model, not a curated record